Molecule: messenger RNA, 3216 nt
Organism: Dendrobium catenatum
Lineage: Eukaryota; Viridiplantae; Streptophyta; Magnoliopsida; Asparagales; Orchidaceae
Product: pentatricopeptide repeat-containing protein At5g65560
Exons: 1
Coding region: 21-3092 (1023 amino acids)
Molecular function (GO): protein binding
Source: RefSeq, a predicted model, not a curated record
ACCCUAAACCCCCUCCUACCAUGAGAAGAACAUGGAGGCCCUCCUUAACCCUAGCCGAUGCCUCUCCUUCUGUCUCCCACUUUCUCGUUUCAAUGCACCGACCCUUCGGGUCCUCCGCGGCCGCCGUUGCAAUCUCCCCCUUCGAAUCUUUACCCGCCACAAGCCCUACUGCACAUCUUCUUUCCGAGGUCUCCUCCAUCCUCACUCGCCGGAGCUGGCACCGGAGCCACGUCUUAAGGAAACUGGCGCCAUCUCUCACGGGCCACCACGUCACCGAGAUCCUCCAAGGCCUCUCCGGAGACAUAAAUAAAACCCUAGCUUUCUUCCAAUGGAUUGGCGUCAGGCCAGACUGUAAACAUACCGUUGAAUCCUAUGAAGCGCUAUUCAGAAUUCUCAUAAAAGCUAGAAUUUCGAUCAAUCUUUACAAGUUGGUUUUAUCCAUGAUCAAAUCAUGCGGUUCUGCGGAAGAUGCGCGCCGGGCUUUUUCAGUGAUCAGAGGCCUAAGACGUUCUGUCGGCGGACGGCAUGGUUUUGGUGUUAGAUUUGAGCCUUCUCUUUGGCUUUACAAUCUCCUGCUGAAGGCCUUGGCGAGCUUCAGAUUGAUGAGCGAGGUAAAAGUACUGUUUCGGCAGAUGUUUAAAGAUGGAAUUUUCCCGGAUUUGUUUACUUAUAACACCAUCAUCAAGGCAUAUUGCGAUGAAGGAAAUCUUGCUGAGGUGAAGAAGUAUAUUAGGCAUUUAUUGGAUGUUGGAUUGAGACCAGAUUCUUUUACUUAUAACUCUCUGAUAUUGGGGCUUUGUAGGAAUAAUUAUUUGGAAAGGGCUUGCUGGGUUUUCCUGAUGAUGCCUGAAACUGGAUGUAGCAGGAAUGUAUAUUCUUAUACAAUUAUAAUUGAUGGUCUCUGUGAGGCCCAUCAGAUCGAUGAUGCCUUCUUGCUCUUCUCAAAGAUGAAGGAAGAAAGGUGUCUCCCCAAUGUGCACACUUACUCCAUGUUAAUGAAUGGGCUCUGCAAGGAUGGAAAGCCGGAGGUUGCAGAGGAAUUGCUGAACGAGAUUUCGAAGCAAGGUAUCCUCACUAGCACUGCGACAUAUAAUACUUUGAUUGAUGGGUACUCCAAGGCUGGAAAGUUUGAAGCUGCUUUUGGAGUUAAAAAAUUGAUGGAAUCAAAGGGGUGCAAAGCAGAUGAUUAUACUUACGCAAUCAUUAUCAGUUCUCUGUGCAAGGAGAAUAGGCUAGGGGAUGCAGAAGCCAUGCUCGAUGCAGGCAUUAAGAAUGGUUUGAAGUUUAAUGCCUUUCCUUAUACUUGCUUGAUUGAUGGGCAUUCCAAAAGGAAAAAUUUUAUUGAUGCCUUUCGUGUUCUAAAUCUAAUGAAAUUUAAUAAUUGCAAGCCAGAUGUUUAUGUUUAUUCUUUGCUAAUCAACUGUUUGUGUAAAGAGAAUAGACUUUAUGAUGCUAGGAUGAUGUUGAAUACAGUUAUCAGGGAAGGGCUAGUUCCAACUGUUGUUACUUUCUGUCCUUUGAUUGGCGGGUAUUGUAAUACUGGAAAUAUACAUGCGGCAGAGGAGAUUUUAGAACUGAUGGAAUCAAAAGGAUGCAAAGCAAGCACUUGGAUUUAUAACUUGCUCAUGCAAGGAUUUUGUCAGAAGAGGAAUGUGCAUAAGGCAAUGACUUUGCUAAGCAAAAUGCAAAAUGAGGGGUUAUCUCCUAACCUUUAUACAUAUACCUUACUAAUUCAUGGACACUGCAAUGAAGGUGAGGUGGAGAGUGCAUUUAUGUUGCUUAAAUCAAUCGAAUUUAGUGGCAUAGUUCCUGAUCAGCAUAUAUACUCGAUUCUAAUAAACGCCUUAUGUAAACAUGGGAGAUAUGAGGAUGCUCUUUCUCUCUUCAACUCUUUGAAUGAUAUAGGCAUAAAAACAAAUGAGGUGAUCUAUAGUGUGCUAAUAGAUGGAUUAUGUAAAUGUGGAAGGAUUGAUAUUUCUCGGUUGCUUUUUGACAAGAUGGUUUUUGAGGAAUGCUUACCGGAUGUAUACACCUAUAGUUCUUUGAUAGAUGGUUUAUGUAAAGAGAAUAAACUGCAAGAAGCAUUGUCAUUAUUUGGGGAUAUGUUGAAGAAGGGUAUAGAGCCCUCAGCCACAACAUAUACAAUUCUUAUUGAUAACAGAUUGAAAGAUGGGGAACAUGAACAUGCCAAGAGAUUAUUGAAUGAAAUGUGUUCUUCAGGAUGUAAUCCUAAUGCUUUCACAUACACUGUGUUCAUUCGCGCCUAUUGCAGUGAAGGAAGGAUGGAGGAGGUUGAGAAUAUUAUUACUGAAAUGAGAAAAGCAAAAGUUUUGCCUGACUUGACUACCUACACAACCUUGAUGGAUGGUUAUGGAAAUUUAGGGUUUAUGGAUCGCGUAUUUGGUUUAUUGAAAGAAAUGAUUGUUUCUGCAUGUCAACCUGAUUAUUCUAUUUACUUCAUUAUACUAAAACAUCUAUUUAAGAGAAAGCUAGGUGAUUUUAACGCUAAUGACAUUGCUGACGUGUGGAAACUGGUGAAAAUGGACAGCAUCUUGGAGCUUUUUGAUGAGAUGAUUAGACAUGAUUGCUUUCCAGAUCUUAUCUCUUAUAAUGCCAUCAUUUCUGGUUUCUGCAAGGAAGGACGAUUGGAAGAAGCUAGUACUUUGUUUACUAAGAUGAUAGAAAGAGGUUUGGUUCCAGAUGAAGAUACCUAUACGUUUUUCAUUAGUUGUUGCUGCAAUUUAAAGAUGCAUACUGAGGCUUCUUCAUGGAUAGGCUCUAUGAUUGAAUGUGGUUAUCUGCCACGUAUAAGGACUUACCAUCUUCUUCUAAGAGGGCUUUGUGAAGAGGGUAAGUUUGAGGAAGCUAAAGCUAAGUUCCAUGAAAUGCUUGGGAUGGAUUAUAAUUUUGAUGAAGUUGCAUGGAAAGUUCUUAUAGACGGGCUAUUGAAAGAAGGAUUUAUUAAUGUUUGUUCUGAUAUGCUAUCUAUCAUGUUGGAGAGGCACUGCUCUCUUGGUUAUCGAACAUUUGCUCUGUUAAAUGAGAGUUUAUCAAGAGUGUCCAAUGAGGAAGCAAACCAGUUUGAUACUUGAAGGCUAUUUGAUGAUCGAAGUCAUGAUUGUGGGAAUAUCUAUUUGAUGUCAACUCUCCUGAAAGGAGACAUGGCUGGUGACUGAUUAUCUUGCAUUUCGAAAUGAGCGAUGCUUAUCUGGUGUA